Eriocheir sinensis (Chinese mitten crab) is the source of this 2856-nucleotide messenger RNA. RefSeq names its product fork head domain transcription factor slp1-like. Lineage: Eukaryota; Metazoa; Arthropoda; Malacostraca; Decapoda; Varunidae. Gene Ontology annotation, molecular function: sequence-specific double-stranded DNA binding; DNA-binding transcription factor activity. The record is from RefSeq and is a predicted model, not a curated record. Gene Ontology annotation, cellular component: nucleus. Bases 1320 to 2711 code for a protein of 463 amino acids. The transcript has a single exon. Gene Ontology annotation, biological process: regulation of transcription by RNA polymerase II.
GCGCGUCCUUGUUAAGUGGAGGCGUGACCAAUGCUGAGUGCGGCGCUGGUGCUGAUACGCCGCGGCCCCAGGGGAGGAGGACCAUGAGUGGGCAGGGGAGGGGGUGGCAGGGGCGGCAGGAAACACGGAGGCCCACACAAUGGCCGCUGGACACGCCUGUCUCUCCCGCCCAAGACAAUGUGCAGGAGCCGCGGGUCGGGGCGCUGCGCGGGUCAGGCACGGCUCGGCACUGCACGGGGGUGGGGGGAGGAGGUCAUGCACGCCGCGGUACGGGUCACUGCAUGGGAAGGAAGGUUCGUGCGUGCUCCCACCAGGCAGCCAGGGCCCAGGGGAGGUCAGGGAAGAGUCUCCUUCACGCCCCUCACAGGCAUCGGUGCUUGGGGAAGGGAGCCCCUGCACGAUCCCGUCAGUUAUGCACGGCCGCCGGGGCAUGGCAUGGGAAGAGAGGCUGCUGCACGCCCUCACAGGCACAGGCAGGUCCCCAGCCUGCAGGCGUGCACACCAGUAAGGAUAGUGAGGGGUGAGGAAAGGCGGCAGAUGGUCCACAAUAGUUCUGCCAGAGCUCCCUUGUGUAGGACAGACUGGUCCCUGGCAUUCCCUCACGUCCUGUUUCUCCUUGCGUGUCUGUGGGGCCGCCGGGCUGUGCAUGGAGGGAGGCUUCAGGGCGGCCUGGCCAGGAAACAUCUCGCAGGAGGCCCAGCGUCGCCUGCGGCCCUGGUGGCGGGGCGUCCCUCGCGGCGCGCCGAGGUGCGCCCCUAAACACGUGCACCUGGCCGCCCAGCCCCGAGCAGCGCCGGCGCCCCGCCUGCGUUAUGGCGCCCCGCUCAGGACCCCUCGGCAGGCCAGUGACAGCGAGAGGCCUCCUCGGCGACCCUCGGGGCGUCGCCUCCGCCACCUGGGGCCAGGCGGCCGCGGGGGUCGUAACAAUGUCGUGUAGACAAUAGUUUAUCUUUUAUCGGGUCCGGGGCGAGGCUCACGGCUCAAUAUGGAGGGAGUGUUGACAGCGCCCCGCCCACAGACAGCGUGGCGGCCAGUCAGGGCGCGGUGGGCGGCGAGGGCCGGGCCGCGGCGGCGGGCGGAGCGGCGGCUGGCCGGCGGGCGGCGGGGGGCGGGGCUCGGGCCGCGGCGGGGCGGGCGGUACAUGAAGGUUACACUGGCGCCGCCGCCGCACAGUUACAGCUACGCCGCACGGGCAGAGUAACGCGCCGUGACGCACUGGCCGGGCCGCGCACUAUGGACCACAGCGAUCCCUGGCGCCGACAGUGUGUGUGAUGGCGUGAGGCGCCGCGCCCCGGACCCGCGCCUGCACAGUGCCGAGGAUGCUCAGUGUGGACCUGUGGGACGCCUGCUCCGCCAUGGCCCGCACGCCGCUCAAACACGCCUUUUCCAUCAACUCUAUCCUGCCCGAGACGGCGCUGGACAGCCCCAGCGAGCUGCCGCGCGACGUGCCCACGCCCAAGGACGAGCUGCUCGUGCACGACGUGGAAAUGACGACGGCAGACGACGACGACGACGAGGAGGAAGUGGAGGAGGACGUGGACAUCGACGUGACGAGCGCGGUGAGUCCCGGAGUGAUGUCCGACUCGGAGGUGGAGGACCAACACGACAAGGACGACAAGGAGGCCAAGAAGGAGGAGGGCGCGGAUAAGAAGGGCGGCGAGGAGAAGAAGAAGCACGAGAAGCCGCCCUUCAGCUACAACGCCCUCAUCAUGAUGGCCAUCCGCUCCUCACCCGAGAAGCGGCUCACGCUGAACGGCAUCUACGAGUUCAUCAUGAAGAACUUCCCGUACUACCGCGAGAACAAGCAGGGCUGGCAGAACUCCAUCCGCCACAACCUGAGCCUCAACAAGUGCUUCGUCAAGGUGCCGCGGCACUACGACGACCCCGGCAAAGGCAACUACUGGAUGCUCGACCCCUCGGCGGACGACGUCUUCAUCGGCGGCACCACCGGCAAGCUGCGCCGCCGCUCCACCGCCGCCUCCAGGAACAGGCUCGCCGCCUUCAAGCAGUCGCUGCUCGGCAGGUUCGGAUGCUACCCGCCCUUCGCCCUCACGCCCUAUGCUGCGGCGGCUGCGGCGGCAGGGCUCGGGGGUGCCCUGGCGCCAGGCACGCUGUCCGCCUCCUUGCCAGGCACCCUGCCCGGGGCCCUGGCCACCGCCCCCCUCUACCAGCAGGCCAGCGCCGCCGCCGCUGCCGCCGCCGCCCUCUACAGAGGCUAUUCCCCUUCCUGUUACUCUGGGCCGCUGCCUACUGGCCCCGCGCCGCUGACGGGCCCCGCGCCGCCCUCGGGCCUGCCCAAGCCCACGGCCCUCACGCCGGGCAUCUCGCACCCGCCCAUCACCUCCUUCAGCGUGGACCGCCUCCUGGCGGAUACGCCCAUCAGCGCGCCGCCGUCCUCCUCCUCCCUGGCGGGCCACUCCCCGCUCCUGCUGGGGGGCCUCGGCGGGGCGUCUGCCAUGUCCCCGUACGACGUGUACCGCAGCUCCCUGCUGUCCCAGGCCGGCCUGGGCCACACCCUCGGGGGAGUGGGCGCCAACCUGGCCUCGGGGCUCUCCGGGAUGGGGGUCAGCAUGGUGGGCCUCGGGGGCGCGAACCCCACGCAGCCAGGCCCCGGCGUGACGCCCGUCGUCAGCAGCAGCAGCGAGGGAGCGGCGGCGGCGGGCCGGGGCACGGUGUUCAAGCCGGUGACGGUGGUGGCGCGGCCCAGCUAGUGCUGCCGCCCGCCGCCGCCGCCGCCGCCACCCUGUAUAUAUUGUAUGUAUGUGACCUGUUUUGUACAGUCCCUGCGUGAGCCACAAUGGUGUACAGCACGUGUGUACAGCAGUAACUUAUCUCAAUAAUAACGACAUGUACAGA